Saimiri boliviensis boliviensis (Bolivian squirrel monkey) is the source of this 1657-nucleotide messenger RNA. RefSeq names its product chitinase 1 (gene CHIT1). Gene Ontology annotation, cellular component: extracellular region. Gene Ontology annotation, biological process: chitin catabolic process; carbohydrate metabolic process. The record is from RefSeq and is a predicted model, not a curated record. Gene Ontology annotation, molecular function: chitinase activity; chitin binding. Lineage: Eukaryota; Metazoa; Chordata; Mammalia; Primates; Cebidae.
AGCUGGUCUGCGUCUGGAAAGCUGGAAAGCUGGUCAUGGCGUGGUCCGUGGCAGGUUUCAUGGUCCUGCUGAUGAUCCCAUGGGGCUCUGCUGCGAAACUGGUCUGCUACUUCACCAACUGGGCCCAGUACAGACAGGGGGCGGCUCGCUUCCUGCCCAAGGACGUGGACCCCGGCCUGUGCACCCAUCUCAUCUACGCCUUCGCCGGCAUGACCAGUCACCAGCUGAGCACCAUUGAGUGGAAUGACGAGACUCUCUACCAGGAGUUCAACAGCCUGAAGAAGAUGAAUCCCAACCUGAAGACCCUGUUGGCCAUCGGAGGCUGGAAUUUUGGCACUCAGAAGUUCACAGAUAUGGUAGCUACGGCCAACAACCGUCAGACCUUUGUCAACUCAGCCAUCAGGUUUCUGCGCAAAUACGGCUUUGAUGGCCUUGACCUUGACUGGGAGUACCCAGGGAGCCGGGGGAGCCCUGCCGUAGACAAGGAGCGCUUCACAGCCCUGGUGCAGGACUUGGCCAACGCCUUCCAGAAGGAAGCUCAGACCUCAGGGAAGGCACGUCUCCUUCUGAGUGCGGCGGUUCCAGCUGGACGAACCUAUGUGGAUGCUGGAUACGAGGUGGACAAAAUUGCCCAGACCCUGGACUUUGUCAACCUGAUGGCCUAUGACUUCCAUGGCUCUUGGGAGAAGGUCACGGGACACAACAGCCCCCUCUACAAGAGGCAAGGGGAGAGUGGUGCAGCGGCCAGCCUCAACGUGGAUGCUGCUGUGCAACUGUGGCUGCAGAAGGGGACCCCUGCCAGCAAGCUGAUCCUUGGCAUGCCUACCUACGGACGCUCCUUCACCUUGGCCUCCUCAUCAGACACCAGAGUGGGGGCCCCAGCCACAGGGUCUGGUACCCCUGGCCCACUCACCAAGGAAGGAGGGAUGCUGGCCUACUAUGAGGUCUGCUCCUGGAAGGGGGCCACCAAGCAGAGAAUCCAGGACCAGAAGGUGCCCUACAUCUUCCGGGACAACCAGUGGGUGGGCUUUGAUGAUGCGGAGAGCUUCAAAGCCAAGGUCAGCUAUCUGAAGCAGAAAGGACUGGGCGGGGCCAUGGUCUGGGCACUGGACUUAGAUGACUUUGCCGGCUUCUCCUGCAACCAGGGCCAAUACCCCCUCAUCCAGACGCUGAGGCGGGAACUGAGUCUUCCACACGUGCCUUCAGGCACCCCAGAGCGUGAAGUUCCAACACCAGGUCAGCCCUCUGAACCUGAGCAUGGCCCCAGCCCUGGACAAGACUCCUUCUGCCAGGGCAAAGCUGAUGGGCUUUACCCCAGUCCUCAGGAACGGUCCAGCUUCUACAGCUGUGCAGGGGGGCGGCUGUUCCAGCAGAGCUGCCCAACAGGCCUGGUGUUCAGCUCCUCCUGCAAAUGCUGCACCUGGAAUUGAGUCCCUAAGGGCCCUCCAGCCCCAGGUCUGGAGCUGGGCCUGGGCUCACUCCUCAGCCUUCCUCCCGGGUUUUCCCUGAGGGCUGCGAUCGGGCUCCUGCGGGCCUCUCUGUGGUCUUCCUUUAUGCAGCCUUUCUGCUCUCAGCCUUGCCUUCUUUUUUUUUUCUGGGUCUCCUGGGAUGCCUCUUUCACUUGCAAAAUAAAUCUUUGGUUUGUACCCGUCUCCCC